GUGAGGCAGCUUGCAUGAAUGGCGCUUGCAAGGGAUAGCACGGUGCUGCUGCAGGACCUGGACAUCUAGGCAAGUGGCCGGGCAGCCCAUGAGGCAGGCUCCCCAGCCAGGUGGCAGGAAGGGAGGCAGUCAGCCAGGCAGUGUGCUAAGAGGGUGAUUGGCCAGGUGGUGAACAUGGGGUGUUGGGGCAGCUGGGCAUCAGGGAGUGUAUGCAGGGAGGGAGAGCAGGAAGAAGCAACCAUGGAGCCACAGUGCACUCUAAUGAGCAGACAGGGGCUCUGUUGGGCAAGGUGUUGGGGGAGUGGAAACUGGCUGAGAAUAUACCCAGGGGAACAUGCAGAGCAAUGGAGGAGAGCAGGUAAUGCAGGCAGGAGUGGUGCACACCGAGACUGGUUCCCAGCCACAGGGGCUGAAGGGAUACAUGCCACCAUCUGGAGCCACAAUGAGUCCAGUUGGGAGUUGGUACCCCAGGGAUGUGUGAACACAGGACACAAGGUACAAAAGGUAACUGUGCGGUAGCUACACAGGUUUUAGGUGAACCCAAUGUUACUGAGGUGCUUUGAGGUGUAGACAUGGCAUAUCAAUAGUUGUACCAUUAAAGCACCAACCUGCAAUUUCACUUGAAUCUGCAAUUGAGUCAUUUUACAACUUCCUGCUCAGUGGUUUAUCAAAUCAUAUUUUAUUGAAUUCUGCUCAGAUAUUAGAAUUAUUGACAUUUAUUUCUAUUCAGUGCUAUCACCCUUUUUUCAACUUUGUUUCCUUUUGAGAUGAACCCAAGGUGACUUAUAUGGUCAGCUUCACCUCCAUUUUUAUCUGCACAACAAAUCUGUAAGGUAAAUUAGAUGGAAGUUCAGUGAUUACCCUAACACCAUGAAAUGAGCUUCACAGCCAUGUAAGAACUAGAACUUAGUCCAAGCACUCUAAUCAUUAUACUGCACUGGCUUGAACAUGUGCUUUCAAUUUAAUGAUUGAACUAGAGACAUAAUUUGGUCAUGAAUGUAUCUGAGGUUACUUCAGUUAAAUACAAAAUACUUAAAGUAGUCUUCAAAAUAAACUAAAAAUCCUUCUCAUCUUUUCCAUCUUUUGCACACUUGGCCCCACUUUCUCACAUUCCUCAUUUAUUUAGACAACUCAGAUUAAAUUGCCAUGAAUAAAUAUGAUGAACUACGAUUCAAGAUGUGAUUCGUGACUCUUUAAAUACAACAAGGCUUUUUUCUGCUCCUCAGCCCUGUUCCACAGUUGCUAAGCUACCUGAAAACAUUCCAGUGGUUUGGACAACAGAAAAAGUUCAGAGAAUUUCCAAAGGGUGAAGGAGGAAGGGACCUAUACUCAACUCUUCUGAUAAUUCAUGAAGUUUACAACUACGUUGUGAUACUUCAGGGUGUUGGAUUUCAGCUGCUGUACUUAAACUUCAGCUUUCUGUGGCAGCUAAAUCCAUAGGAAACAAAGUUAUGCCAAAGCUAAAAGGGAAAGCAAAAGCGAAAACAGUUUCAGAUGUCUAUAUUCUUGAAAAGUUCCUGAAAACAUAUGAAAAGCAUUGUAUGGAAUCACAAAGUUGUGUCAGUCAGACUAUCAAACAUGGUUUACGGAAAUGCAUAGCAAAUGAAACAUUGAUUACUAAGUUCGUGCUUACAAAUGUGGAACCCUUAUCAGGAAAUUUGCAUCCAGUUUCUCUUACUCCUUUACUAAGGACUAUUCGAGAUGAACGGUAUCAGCUGGGAAGGGAGCUCUGUAUCUGGGGAAUUAAGCUAAGUCCUCAAGAUAUUGCAAACCUUGCAAUCUUACUAGAACUGGAUGGGCGUACCAUCUAUCCAUUUUCCAAAUUAGAAAUAACUCAUCAUGCAUUAGACCUCUGGACCAUGGAAAGACUUGGAGUUGCUUUGCCUUACAGUAAUCUGAGUUCUCUUGUAUUGGAUUAUUCCAAAUGUGGAGAUAAUGGUGUCAGUAGACUUAUUUCUGGAUUAGAGGGGAACAGAAAGCUUUUAACACUUAGCCUCUGCUACUGUGAUUUAGGAUCAGAAAGUGGCUCAACAUUAGCAACCCUUGUAAUCCAAACAGCUAUUUGCAACCUAUUUCUUAAUGGUAAUCACUUGCAAUGUCUGGGUGCCAUCCAACUCCUCAAACCAAUAGCUGAGUAUGCCGAACGCCUUGGCCAAGAAAAGGAAAGAAAUGCUUCAGUGUCUGGUGCUGAUGCUCCUCACCCAACCAUUGGAGCACAUCAAGAUGCAGGUAUUCAUUCAAAAGUUGCCCAUUUGAAUGCUGCUUCCAAAACUGACAUAUUAGAAAACACUGGGAAGAAAAAGAAAAGAAAAGGCUCAAAGAAAAAAAGUAAGGAUCUUGACCCUGGCCCAUGUUUAACAAAACUGUAUUUGGCUGAUAAUGCCAUAGAUGGAAGGUUUAAGCAAAGUGAAGAAAAGAUCUGGGAAUUUAUUCAGCUUUUGACUUGUCUAAUCAAGAAUUCUGACCAGUUGGUGGAAGUUGAUAUCAAUGGCAAUGCUAUAGGAGAACAGUGUGCAGUCAAGAUCUUGGAAGCAAUUAAGGAACGGAAGAAAGAAAAAAUGCCACGCUUAAAAAUCAAGGUGACCCCACAGAUUUCAUCAGUGACUUUCAAAGAAAUUUUCAGGAGUUGGUCCAGAAAUGGUCCAACUAAAAAGAGAAAGAAAAAGGUACAGAAAGUUGUUCCCUUCAUUUUAAUAGUUGUGCAUUGGGAGUGCUGGGAUUUCUUGGUUUAAAAAUAAGUAUUAAUGAAUUACUUAGCUGACUAUAAAUAGAAAAUGAAUAGCAGCUUCAUGCAUAACUAGUCAUGAACAUGACUGAAAUAAUACGGUUUAUCAAGUAGAUAUACCUUUCCCUCAUAAUCCAAGUACUACAAAAUAUUUUGUAGAGAGUCACAAAGUAAAGGUAGCAAGACUUUCUUUGCAUACAGAGUCUCAGUUGAAUUAACAGAACUGUUUUUAGCAAGCUGUUUCCAUUGUAGUAAGUAAUAAGGUUGGAUUAACCAGCAUAAGUAAUUGCAGUAAUGCAUCAAAAAGCAUUCAGUCUUGGCUGCACUUGAGUGAGCUGAGAAAGUAAGACUCCAUGGGUUUAGCUGGAGCCAACUGUUCCCCUGCACUCCAGUUUGUCCAAGAGUUGAGACAGCAAGUGCCCCUAGAUCAGUGGUGGCGAACCUAUGGCACUCUGUCAGCACAUGAGCCAAGUCAUCCCAGCAUUGCCCCAGCAGCCGAGCAUCAAAUAACAGCGCACACAGGGGCCAUGUGCAUGCUCGGAAAGAAGUAGCAGCGCCGGGUGAUGACAUUACGAGCCACGACUCAUUAACCGUGACUCAUCCAAGCUUUCGCAUGGCCUGUCAGAGAGCUGCCAAGGAUAUAUACAUAUUUGCUUGGACUGGCUGUGAAUUGUUUUUUCUA
Molecule: messenger RNA, 3407 nt
Organism: Varanus komodoensis (Komodo dragon)
Lineage: Eukaryota; Metazoa; Chordata; Lepidosauria; Squamata; Varanidae
Exons: 10
Coding region: 1452-2732 (426 amino acids)
Source: RefSeq, a predicted model, not a curated record